Molecule: messenger RNA, 2061 nt
Organism: Trichechus manatus latirostris (Florida manatee)
Lineage: Eukaryota; Metazoa; Chordata; Mammalia; Sirenia; Trichechidae
Gene: SCG5
Product: secretogranin V
Exons: 5
Coding region: 1-639 (212 amino acids)
Biological process (GO): regulation of hormone secretion; neuropeptide signaling pathway
Cellular component (GO): secretory granule
Molecular function (GO): enzyme regulator activity
Source: RefSeq, a predicted model, not a curated record
AUGGUCUCCCGAAGGGUCUUUAACCUGCCGUCUGGCCUACUGUUUUGGUUGGCAUUUGGAUGGACCCCGACAUCUGCUUAUAGUCCUCGGGCGCCUGACCGGGUCUCAGAAACAGAUAUCCAGAGGCUACUCCAUGGCGUUAUGGAGCAGUUGGGCAUUGCCAGGCCACGGGUAGAAUAUCCAGCGCACCAGGCCAUGAAUCUCGUGGGCCCACAGAGCAUCGAAGGUGGCGCUCACGAAGGUCUGCAACACUUGGGCCCUUUCGGCAACAUUCCCAACAUCGUGGCAGAGUUGACUGGUGACAACAUUCCUAAGGACUUCAGUGAGGAUCAGGGCUACCCAGACCCUCCAAACCCUUGUCCCAUUGGAAAAACAGAUGAGGAUGGAUGUCUGGAAAACACCCCUGACACAGCCGAGUUCAGUCGACAGUUCCAGCUGCAGCAGCACCUCUUUGACCCGGAGCAUGACUAUCCAGGCCUGGGCAAGUGGAACAAGAAACUCCUUUAUGAGAAGAUGAAAGGAGGACAGAGACGAAGGCGAAGGAGUGUCAAUCCGUAUCUGCAAGGACAGAGAUUGGACAAUGUUGUCGCAAAGAAGUCGGUUCCUCACUUUUCCGAUGAGGAUAAGGACCCAGAGUAAAGUGAAGAUGCUGGACAAAGCCCAGUCUGCCCAUGAGGCUCAGUGUUGUUUAUGUGCAUGUGCUCUGAAAGCCCCUGGGAAUGGCGGCAUGUUCGUUAUGUAGAUGAUAAGGGGUGAAAAGCAGCUGUAUUUCUGAUAUUGCAUUGUCAUUGAUUUUGAUGGCUCUGCUUUCUGCCAAAAUGGAAUAAAAAAAACUUUUGCAUGUGUGUGGACCUGCAAUGAACUUUAAAAUGAAAAUACAUAUGUCAACAACAAUAAAAAGCAGGACUGUGACAUGUCCUCAGAUACGUUGCAGCUUAAAAUCGUGUUUUGGGCUGUACUCUUUCGGCCAAUUUUGUAAACAGCAUUUGAUUUUGAUUAUCUAGUUCAUCUGGCCCUUGGGUGUUAUUGCACACCAGUAAAUGAUACUGUACUCACAGGAAGAGCUGACCUGGUUCACUGGACUGUAUCUUUUUAAAAAAUAAUUUUCAAUUGGUUUUUAACGAUUGAUAUACAAUAUUAUGCAUGGGUCUUAACUAUUCGAUUUGAUAACUUUUCGACAGUUGUAUACACCUGUGUAACCACCACCCCAAACAAAGUGGAGAACAUUUACAUCACCUCAGAAGGUUCUUCCAUGCCCCCUUUCUGUCAGUCCCUGCCUGUCCCCAAGAAUGAACUACUUUCUGAUUUUUGUGACCACCCUAAGUUAGUUUUGCCUGGUUUAGAAUUUCAUACAAAGGCAAAAUCCUACACACGAACUCUUUUGCAUCUGGAUGUUUGUUUCAUGAUGUUGAGGUUUUUCUGCUUAGCAAUGGCUCAUUCCUUUUCAUUGCUGAGUAGUAUUCCAUUGUCUGAAGGUACCACAAUUCACUGCUCCAUUCUCUAAGUAGUCGUUGUUUGCGCAUAUGAGUGAGGGACCUUGAUGAUCUGAUGGGCAUAGACCCUCCUGAGCACUUGGAGGCCGGCAUCCGUGAGAGCAGAGAGCAGUCCAUUUGGUUUUCAUCAUGGACUCUGAAGGCCUAGGGGUUACAGAUGGUAAACAGUCCCAGAUUGACAUGUUCUUUUUAGUGCUUUCUUUUUCUCCAUUGCUGUACACUUUCUGCUCGCAGUGUGCCUGCUUAUGGCAUUUCUCUUCCUAAUUUUUGCCUUCUGUGUCACAGCAGAGCCUAGAUAACCAAACGUCUUAGAGUCACAUAAAGAAUAACAGCAGACUCCAGGGAGCGGCCUGAAGUAGGCUCUUUGAUGAGGACUGUGAUGCUGAUUUGGGCUGCUCUGAGAUCUUUUUUCUCCUUCGUAUUUCCAGUUCCUCAGCCAUGUUCUGGACUGUAUCUUAAUAAAUGUUUGUGCAAGCAUUAGUGUGUGAAGUUUUUUAUUUACAGCCUUAUAAAAGCAAUGCCUUUGUUUAAUAGAGUACCUUCACAUGUGAUCGUAUCUGAUCCUAAC